Messenger RNA from Parathielavia appendiculata, 2097 nucleotides. RefSeq lists its product as uncharacterized. Lineage: Eukaryota; Fungi; Ascomycota; Sordariomycetes; Sordariales; Chaetomiaceae. Bases 1 to 2097 code for a protein of 698 amino acids. The record is from RefSeq and is a predicted model, not a curated record. Gene Ontology annotation, molecular function: ATP hydrolysis activity. The transcript has 10 exons.
AUGAGCAAAGAGUCAGCCAUCGAAACAGAGGCGCCUAAAACCGAUCCGUCGCCCUCAAGAACACGCCGCAGGUCAACUGCCACGUCACCGAGCCUCAAGCAGCUGAUCCAACUGAUUCCCCAGAUUGUUAUCGCCGUUCGUGGACGCUUCGACGGUCUGACCAACGAGGUCACCGGCUUUCUCAAGCGUAUCCCCGUUACAAAUACAAAAGGCGAGGCUCUAGGGCUCUUCGUGACAAAAGCCGAUCAGCUAACCGUCUUCCAGGCCUUGAUUGAUUCACGUUUCGUCCUGACGGUCGCGCUCGACACCCUGAAGCCCACAGUUGCCAACAUCAGCUCGUCCUUCAAGACGCACAUGGACGUUCUUCCCGGCCUGCUCCAAGCGCAGAGCUUCGCGUCCAUCCAAGAGAACAAAGACGGGCAGGUGGAGACCCUGAAUCACAACGAAAUCCAGAACCGGGCCGAUGACGCCUGCCGCUGGCUCACAUCCGACGAUGCCUUCACGCCCUGGUUGUUGAGUCGAGACUCGAAUGCCUUGGCCCUGUUUGGCGACAUGGGCUCUGGCAAGACCAUGACGACAGCUUUCGUGGCAGACUCGCUGGCAAAGACGGAGCGCCCGUUGUGUGCAUAUUACUGCAAGGACGAGCAAAAGUUGAGCAAGUUGAGAAACAUCUAUCGGAGCAUCCUGUUCCAGUUCGUGAUACAAGGAAACGGGCCCGAUAAUCGAGGGAACCCAACCGAAUCCGAUACCAAGUUGCGCAAUAUCCUGUUCGACAUAAUCUCUUCGUCUUACCUGCCCGUCUUCGUCGUUGUGGACGCCCUCGACGAAUGCGGAACCCGCGCUCGGAAGCAGUUCCUGUCUCUGUUUCAUGAGCUGCUCCAAAACAAGGCUCCGCUCAAACUUCUUGUCUCUUCGAGAUAUAGCGAUGCCAUCGAGGCUGAUUUUCCGUCAGGAUUCGCCCGUGCCGAGCCCCGCCUGUUUCCCGCCAGAGACGGGGCCAUUGCCACAUACCUUGUCGAGCAGACGGAUAUCCCCCGCCUACUUCGUCAGGCGUUGGUUGCGCUCGAAAUAUUCUCUGUUGCUCAACGCCCUCUCAACCCAGACGAGUUCGCCCAGGCCGUCUUCACUAUCAACCCCGUGGGCGAGGAUCCACCGACGCUUACCGAGCUGGACGAAUCCUCUCAAAGCGUCGACAUAAGUCGGCUCGUCCGGCCCUUCAUCACCGUCAUUCAUAGCAAAGGAGAGAAGCGUAUGCGCCUCAUUCAUCAGUCCCUCAAGGAGCUGGUCCUUACAGCUUCGCCUUCAGAAUAUAUUUGCGUUGGCGGCGUGCUCGGCGACAACGGGGCAGACAGCAAAUCCCCGACAGGCACGGCAACCCCCAAGUCGGCCCGAUUUCUGGACCUUGGCCCACCCGUGCUGGCUUCGGGGCAAUGGCGGCAACACAACGGUUUUUGUCUUCCCGAGCGCGAUUUUCCUGAACUAAUGGUCCGCCUCAACCCUGUUGUGAUCGCCGCCGUGUUGAGCCCGGCUGCCACUGUCGCCGACCUGCUGAAGCUCAACCUGGACACUUCUGUCCGUACCAUCAACUCAGUAUGGACCGCCGUGCAGUGGUUCAUCUGGCCAGUCGACAUAUCCGCGCUCAAGAACCUCGUCAAAAUCAAAGCCUUCCUGCCGGCCGUCUGCGACCGAGUACUCUUCGGCUGUUUCACGCGGCCGAGCAGCACGCAGAGUUCCGGCACACUAUGCUCGGAGCCGACGCGGAUCUUGGAUUGCGGCAAGCACCAGUCUAUCGGCGAAGCCGCGUACGUCGGGCGCGCCGACGUGGUGCGCUUCCUGUGUGAGCAGGCUUGGCUCGAGCCGCACCGGCGCCAUGUAAACGGGGCAGACAAAACCGUCUUCCGCCAGGCGGUGUGGAAGCCUGACGACGACGUCUUGCGCACACUGAUCCGGUACUGGCCCGGAGGCGUCAACGGCCCCGACAAGGGCGGCUACACCCCGCUGAGUACGCUCCUGUUCAACUACUCCCGAAGCUUCCAGGACGGCGCUGGGUCCUCGGUGCUGUGCACCGCCGUCCGCGAGGGUUCGCUCAGGUGUUGA